This is a messenger RNA of Nylanderia fulva, 3676 nucleotides long. RefSeq lists its product as uncharacterized. The record is from RefSeq and is a predicted model, not a curated record. Lineage: Eukaryota; Metazoa; Arthropoda; Insecta; Hymenoptera; Formicidae. Gene Ontology annotation, molecular function: RNA binding.
UUUUCGUUUCUUAGGCGAAAGAAUAGCAAAAAGGCGACUCUCGAAUUUCAAUUCGUACGUUCAAUUCACCCGUCAAGAAUGAUAAGUUAAGCAAUCGUUUUCGGAGAGACGCGAUCGCGUUAGCGAGAGGCGAGAAUGAUCAGUGACGAUACCUUGCUAGACGAAGAUCUUGGGGACGAGGAAUAUGAUCUGGGUAACGACGAGGAAGAGGCACUUCUAGCUGAUGACUAUGAAAUAGAGAGGCAGAAUAGCUAUAAGGGAGAAGAGGAAACAGAUGAUGUACUGGACUUAGGAGUCACGGACGCGCUCGACGACUUAGAUGGCGAAGACGAGAAUAUAGAGUUUAGUAGAGGCAAUACUGAUAAACAUAGCGAUAACGAUUUCUAUAAAGAUGGAGAACAUCCGAUGGAGAUACAAACUACGUCGUCGUAUUACGAGCAAGACGACGGUGCCCAGCGGUACGCGAAUGAGCAGGCAUCGCGUCAGUCUGAUCAAAACUUGGAGUCCAAUAGCGUUAAUAUUUCUAAUAAUAUUGGCAAGGGCGAUCUGCGCGAGAAGCUCCAAAGAAACGUGCAGAAGACUGUUUACGUCGGCAACGGACAAGGAAUGGAGGACGACGACUGCGAGGAGGCGAAGGAAAGGCGUAACAGAUUUCAAAACGAGCGUACAAUGAUUUCUCCAAAGAUGAACAAUGAUAUCCCGGAUACCUUAGAGAAUGUCGUCACGUCGGAACCAUCCAGAGCGCCGUUCAGAGGAAGAGGACGAGGCCGUGGAGUAAGAGGAAGCAGAGGAGGACGAUUUAACGUACAAAAUACUGGAAACUUCAAUCCAAGAUUUGGUGCGCCACGACCAGGUAAUUUUGAUCAGCCACCUGCUUGUAGACCGCCACUAAUAGAGACCAGACCACCGUGUCUCCUUGGUGUACCAAGUAACGUACCAAAUCAGCAGAUAAUGUAUCAACAGGCUAAUCCACAACAGCCUUUUCAACAGCCCUUCGGCCCGAACGGUCCAUUGCAAGGGCCACCGGUGCAAUUUGCGGAGAACAGGCCUCAGUUUAGUCCCGGACAAUUUCAGGGCCUGAUGGGACCGCGUCCGAUCGGUAGCCAAAGGCUGCCCGAGUACGGACUUAGGAAUCCUCCCUUGGCGGGAGGAUCCAUGCAAGGACCAGGCUAUAAUUGUCCGCCUAACCAGCAGCCGCCAUAUCAUCCGUCGAAUCAUCCACCGAAUCAUCCGCCGAAUCAUCCACCGAAUCAUCCGCCGAAUCAUCCGCCGAUACAACCGCCGUUUCAAAAUCCAGGCGGCGUCAUGCAGGAAAAUCGACCGAGUAUGCAGAGUAAUCAGGGAGGACCCUUGUUGCAAGGAAAUCCGGGAGGAGGAGGAGGAGGAGGAUCGCUUCUCGGUAACCCGAACUGCCUGUUACUGCCUGGAAAUCAGCCCAGUUUGUUGUUACCCGGAGGAGGAAAUCUACCAGUGUCUAUAGGCCAGGGAUUCCCGCGCCAGCAGCAACCGCUGCCAAGCGCCUCUCAAGGUCCACCUAUGCAAAAUCUACCGCCGAACGUGCAAAUGUCUAGUCAACCACCGCCCUUCGAGAACAGACUGCCGCCGCCGCCGCCACCACCGCCGCAAUUUCAAGAACCCCAAUUCGAAGGUCGGAAUCAGUACGACACAAGAGUUGGUUUUCAUCCUUCCGAUCAAGUACCCAGUAACCAAUUUAAUAAUACGAUGCAACCGGUAUCACAACAGUCGGCGCCUAAUGUACCACACAGUGUGUCUUUACCUCCAGGCCACAAGAUUCUAAUCAAUCCUCAUUUUAGAGGCACCGUUCAACCCGCGAACGAUGCUCGACUUGUUUGGGAUUCUAAUCAACAACAAACUCCAGUUUCUCACGGUGGACAGUUUUCACAACCACCAUCGUAUCAAAAUCAGGGACUCUAUAAUCAGGCCCAACAAGGUUCAUCGCAGUAUCAUCAAAACUAUCAGCAGAAUAAAAGUGACGAUCCAUACGCAUAUUUUUCCGAUGUGUGGCAAGAAAAUAGACCACAGAAGCCUCAGAAUAGCCCGAAUAAACAUUAUUCCUCGGAUAACAAUUAUUCCCGAGAGGGAAAUUACAGUGAUAAUAAAUAUAAAUUAGAUAGCCAAUGGGAGCAAAAGGAUAGUUAUCCAGAAGAUUACAGAGGCUCUCAAAAUUAUCGUGAGAGAGAUUUACCGCUACGAGCAAGGAAUGAUCAUACGCAAAGGAGCAGAACGCCACCGAAUACGUACCGUAGCGAUUCUUACGAUCAGGUUCACAAUAUGAAAUUUUCUAGACCGCCGAACAUUGCACCCCGUGGACCAAAUAGACCGCCGCAAAAAAGGAUACCUGAAUCUUUGGACAAGGGAUCGCGGGAAGUAAGUCCAAAACGCAAUAAGCCGUCUAACAGAAAUCUUCAAGAAAUACGAAGAGUGGAUACGACAAAUGAACUUGUUGCUGACAAGGAGGAAGAUAAUGAUCCGGAGAUGCAGGAAUACCGCAAGAAAAUGGAAGAGCAAAAACGUCUUCGGGAGAGAAUAUUACGCGAGAAGGAAAACAGGCGUAAGAUGGCUGCGAUGGAGAAACAAAGUGAAGAUAUCAAGAUGGAUUCAAGUACUCCAGUGAACGAAAAUACACAACAAGAAAUGAAACCUGCGUCAGCAUUGAUGGGGAUUGUAAAGGAUGUUAAAACACGCCCUGGUGUUGCUAAAGGACGCGGUCGUCCUACCAAUGUACAGAGCACAGAGGCUGCAGACAGACCAUCUAAUGUGCGAAUUGUUAGAACGAUACCAACUAUACAAACUACCGAUUUGUCAGAUACAAUCGGUUCGAGAGAUAAUACCUCCGGAUACGCAAUUAAUCAAGUCAACGAUAAUGUACAAGUAAGACAAGUGAUACAACAACCUGGCACACGAAGAGUCGUCAUACAAAAGCCUCUAUUAAAUGCUCAAAAGGUUAUCGCUACCACGAUACAGAAAACUGUCUCCAAUCUGCAAAAGAAUCAGGGACUGCAACAAAAAGUAGUGCCAAAUAUGCAAGUUGUGCAAACGCAGAAAAUCAUACAGAAUCAGGCUAAUACAUUACAAAAAUCUGGAACUGUUGGACCGAAAACCACGAAUAUUGGUCAGAGAGUGAUGACGCAUAAAACACCUGGUAGUCUACAGAAAACUGUAAUCAACGAUAACGUGAACGUUCACGGUCAAAAAGUCACAAAUACGCAACAAAAUUCUCAGCGAAUCGUGUUACAAAAAUCUGCAGUUCAAGUGAAAAAAUUACCCGAGAUAAAAACGAACACGGUUAAAUUAGAGAAUUUGGCUGCAAGCACUUCUGAGGCCCAAAUCAGACGUAUGUGUCAAGCCAUCGGAACUAUUGAGAGCAUACGUAUGGGCGAGGGUAACGCGACCAUCGUGUUUAAGACACAAUCCGCUGCCAUGGUGUUUCACAAGAAAUACCAGCGUAAAAUGCUAGAUCUAUCGCUGAUUACGGUUCGGCUUGUGCCGCAAAAUACUCUCGCCAAUAAAGUGGUAACGGCGAUCGCGAAGAAAUCUUAGAGACGAAUCUUGAAAUAGAUUCUCAGCAUAUUCUCUACGUUAAUUCCAUGUAAAUCGCGACCUCUCUUUGAUUUUUUUUCGUUUCGAGGUCCAUCAGAUUUAUUUAAUAAAUAUA